GACCGGGGGUUUCGUUUAAGGGUUAAGGGACUGGAAUCCAAUCUAAGGGUCUCUUUGGAUCUAGCUUUGAUCUGGUUUUAAUUUUAAUUUGAUCGAUUCGGCAUAGUUUUAAUUAAACCUAAAGUUUUUUUUUUUAUUAAAUGAUUUUGGUUUUGAUAAUUUAGAUUUAACUGAUUUUGGUUCUAAAUUAGACUGGUCCAAUUCUAAUUCAAAGCCGGACUGCCGCCAAGGGUCCCAGAGAGGAAUAUGCUGGGAAGAUUCUGCUGUAACUCAUUGACCUCUUCAAAUUUAUAUUGUUCAAAGGCUCAAAUUGGUGGUUACAACACAUAAGAGCUACAUUUAGACAUCUGCCUGUGCCCGGUAGAAAAUAGAAAUGGCUGCAAGUGUAAGUCUGUUUGGAUAUUGGGCGAGUCCUUUCACCCUCAGAAUCAAGUGGGCUUUGAAACUUAAAGGAAUUCAAUAUGAGUAUAUCGAAGAGGAUCUACCAAACAAGAGUCCCCUGCUGCUGCAAUACAACCCUGUUCAUAAAAAAAUUCCUGUCCUUGUACAUGAAGGCAAACCCUUGGCAGAGUCUUUGGUGAUCAUGGAAUACAUUGAUGAGGUGUGGAAGGAAAGUCCUCUUCUCCCACAAGAUCCUUACGGUAGGGCAAAAGCACGCUUCUGGUCGAAUUUUGCAGAUGACAAGUGUGUGCCAUCGGUCAUGCGAACAUUUGUGGCAGAAGGAGAGGAUAAAGAGAAAGCAGCAGAAGAAGCUAGGGAGCAUCUCAAAACUCUGGAGAGUGGCCUUGAGGGGAAGCAACUCUUUGGAGGUGAAAAAAUAAACUUUGUGGACGUUGCCGUUGGCUGGAUUGGAAUAUGGGCUCGUAUAGUUGAGAAAAUAGCAGAUGUGAACCUGAUUGAUGCAAAGACCAUGCCUCUGCUUGAUGCUUGGUUUGCCAAGUUUUUGGAACUCCCAACUAUUAAAGAAUGUGUGCCUCCAUGGGAUAAAUUGCUAGAGCACAACAGGGGCUUCCGCAACAUAUUGACUUAUGCAGCAACUUGAAGCCUUUCUCAGCAGUUGUAGCUGCACUUGCCUUAUUGGCUGCCUGCAUAUUAUGAUGUUCUAUAAUCUGGACUGUUGAUUCAUGUAGAUCCCGAGUUUAUGAAAUAGUUAGAACUAACGGCCUUGUACCUCUCUUGUAAUUGGUCUUCUGACAAGAAAACCAUAAAACUUUGUAAGGGAAUGGUCAAAGACAAUGGUAUUAUUAUUAUUAUUACUAUUA
Molecule: messenger RNA, 1262 nt
Organism: Hevea brasiliensis (rubber tree)
Lineage: Eukaryota; Viridiplantae; Streptophyta; Magnoliopsida; Malpighiales; Euphorbiaceae
Product: glutathione transferase GST 23
Exons: 2
Coding region: 374-1042 (222 amino acids)
Biological process (GO): glutathione metabolic process
Cellular component (GO): cytoplasm
Molecular function (GO): glutathione transferase activity
Source: RefSeq, a predicted model, not a curated record